CACGAAAUAAAUGGGGCUUAUUGGUGGACCCACAAGAGCACCGAAAACCUAUAGUUUGUCACGAUUCUGAAUCGUCAAUGAACUAUUUAUUUAUGCAUGAGAUCAGAAUAUUUGUCUUCUCCAAUCUUCUUCUUUCUCUCUCUAUAUAUAUAUAUAUACACACACAGUAGCCCAAUUUGUUAAUUUCUUCUAUCUUUUUCUUCAUGGAUCUUCUUCCGGGUCUUCCUAAUGAUAUUGCUCUUGAAUGUCUCAUUCGUCUUCCUCUCCAUCAAUUCUCUAAAGCUGCUUCUGUAUGCAAAAACUGGAAAAACGAAAUCAAGCAUCCCCUCUUUCGACAACGCCGGAAAGAAUCGGGUCUUACCCGACCCGUUCUCGUAUUAUCCCAAGCCAUGGUUACUACUAUUCGAGACCCUUAUGGCAUUACCAGCCUUUCAUCUACUCAGUACUAUAGACUCACCCUUUAUGAUCCGGAAAGGGGAUUUUGGUACGAUUUGCCGCCGAUUCCGGAGUUGAUUGAUGGAUUGCCCAUGUUUUGCCGGGUUGUAGGAGUCGGGUCGGAUGUAAUGGUGAUAGGCGGGUGUGACCCGGUUAAUUGGAGGGUUAUGGACUCUGUUUUCAUCUACAAUUUCGUAUCCGGUUCGUGGCGUCGUGGGGCGGAUAUGCCGGGAGGACAGAGGCUGUUUUUUGGAUGUGCGUCGGAUUCGGAGAGAUUUGUGGUUGUCGCCGGCGGACAUAACGACGAGAAGAACGCGCUGAGAUCGGCUCUGUUGUAUGACGUGGCGGAAGACGUGUGGGUUACUCUGCCGGAAAUGGCCAUGGAGCGUGACGAGUGCAAGUGCGCAUUUUACCGCGGUGAAUUCCACGUCAUCGGAGGCUAUCCUACGCCUGCACAAGGUCUAUUCCAGCGCAGCGCUGAGGUGUUCAACUCCGCCACGUCAAGGGAGUGGCGCCUGGAGGAGGACUUCCUCGGUGCCGCCACGUGUCCCCAGACCUGCGUGGAAGGCGGCGACGGGAGACUCUACAUGUGCCGAGACGGUGACGUGGUCGUAAAGAUUGACGCCACGUGGAAACACAUCGCUCGGCUGCCACGUGGAUUAUCCAACGGGGCGUAUGUUACAGCGUGGCAAGGGAAGUUGUUAGCCGUGGGAAAUUCAAUAUUAGGUGAAAUUCAGAAUAGUUAUGAACUUGUUGAUGUGAACAGUGAGAGUAAAGAGAAGACAUGGAGAAUAUUGAAUACUCCAAAUGAAUACCGUGGACAUGUUCAAUCACUUUGUUAUUUAGAUAUAUAAAUUUCUAGUAUGAACUUGUUAUUUGAAUUAGUCCGACUCAGAAUAAUGUGAAUUUCGAAUAUCAUAAGGAAAAACAAAUUAAGAGUGGUGAUUUUGUACAUAGUUGAUUCUUCUUUUAUCUACUAGUUAUGUUUUCUGUUA
Solanum pennellii is the source of this 1430-nucleotide messenger RNA. RefSeq names its product F-box/kelch-repeat protein At1g80440-like. NCBI's taxonomy places the organism in Eukaryota, Viridiplantae, Streptophyta, Magnoliopsida, Solanales, Solanaceae. The coding region runs from base 204 to 1289 and encodes 361 amino acids. Gene Ontology annotation, molecular function: protein binding. Gene Ontology annotation, biological process: regulation of phenylpropanoid metabolic process; negative regulation of cytokinin-activated signaling pathway. The record is from RefSeq and is a predicted model, not a curated record. The transcript has a single exon.